Molecule: messenger RNA, 1140 nt
Organism: Dentiscutata erythropus
Lineage: Eukaryota; Fungi; Glomeromycota; Glomeromycetes; Diversisporales; Gigasporaceae
Source: the annotation of a GenBank genome assembly
AUGAAUAAAAUUGAUGUAGUGACAGAAAAAAAUGAAAUCAUUAACCUUGCAGUUAAAUUGAUAUGGAAUGCUACAGAAAAAAGUGUUUCUUCAGUAAUAUUUAAUGGCGAAACUGCAACAGUUUUAAGUCAAGCUCGUUCUCGUUCAAUUAUUGUGGAUUUGGAUGAAACAGAUUCAGUGAUUAUAAAAGGUGAAACUUAUAGAAAAUUAAAUGAAAAGGUAAAUGAGGACAGUGAAGAAGCAUCAAAUAUAGAUAAUGAAAAAGAAAUUGAUCAUGUGUCUAAAGUUCAAAAAAGUACCACCAAGGAAAUUCAGGAUAACGAUUUAAAACCAUCGAAAGUCUCAAUCGAUGACAGUCAACCCUUCAGAAAUGCGUCGACAAAGAUAAAUAAAUUUACAGCUGUCAAAUUUACGCGAAAUGAUAGUCAAGCUUUAAAUAAUCAGCAAAUAGAAAGUGACAAUGAAACAUCGUCGCAAAUUGAUGAACUAGAAGAUGAGAUCAUGUCAAAUGAAAAAAAAAACAAGCAAAAUUCCAAUUCAUAUAGAAGGCGAGUUUUAAAACGUAAAGCUAAGAAUAAAGGUAGAAGAGAUAAAAGUAAAAAAAAGCGUAUUGAUGUAUUAUCAGACAUAGACGAAAUAAUGCUCGAUACCUUCUCGCCGUCAACUAAUGAAGAUGAAAUUUCAUAUGUUUCAAUUCCAGCUGAUCAAAAUGAUUACCCAAGAGUUAUAAUAUAUCUUCAUGAAAUAUUGAAUAGUGAUAAAGGAGAACAACAACAUUCACCAAAUGAUAAUGAAAAUAAUCAGUCGAUCGAAAAAAAUGAUGUGAAUACCCUUCUAGAGAGGAUCGUUGUCGAUGAUGAACCCCGGGCUGAAAGGAUUGAAGAAAUCGACAAACCAUUACAAAACAGUAAAAAGAAGCAAAUUGAAGAUGAAAUGCUUAAUGAAGAGGGUUUUAUAUCAGACGAUGAUGAAGUAGACAAUGUCUCCUUGUUGUUAAAUGCAAGACUAUCUAUUAAUAAUAAAAGUAAUGCUUUAACUUCACCUCAAGAAUUCUCGCCGUCGAAUGAUGAUAAUGAACAAGCCAAUAACGAAAGUUCAGACCAAGUAUAUACUUUAGCUGGGGACCAAGGGUCCGAUGAG